AUGCCAUUUAAUCCGCAUGUUAUUCCACCUUUCCUUGUUGGUCGAUAUAAUUGGGAUAAUUGGAUUUGUGGAUACUUAAAUUACAAAGUUUUAACGAUUUUGUUUGGUGUCACUCCUCCAAUUUAUCACAUUGACCAUGUUAGACACCAAUUCAAUAAAGGUGCUGAUCCUUUAGUGAAAACUAAUGAAGAACUACGAUCUAUGAACUAUAAUUAUUUCGGAUCUAAUUUCGAUACUAAUUAUGUUUAUAAGAAUGGAAAGAUUGUUGCAAAUACAAGGUCAGUUGUCCAUGGUCCACGUUAA
Messenger RNA from Trichomonas vaginalis G3, 303 nucleotides. RefSeq lists its product as uncharacterized. The record is from RefSeq and is a predicted model, not a curated record. Lineage: Eukaryota; Parabasalia; Trichomonadida; Trichomonadidae. The transcript has a single exon. The coding region runs from base 1 to 303 and encodes 100 amino acids.